Messenger RNA from Pieris macdunnoughi, 3612 nucleotides. Lineage: Eukaryota; Metazoa; Arthropoda; Insecta; Lepidoptera; Pieridae. The record is from the annotation of a GenBank genome assembly.
AUGGCCUUUUCCCCUAAUAAAGAAGUUCUAGAUGAGCAAGUGAAUCAAGUUACUGCAGAGGCUGAUACAUUGCUAAGUCUGUUCCCCGAGAGCCCAGUGUAUGAGCCAGAUGAUGUUGUAGUCAUUAAUGAUAGUGCUGAGAUUAAGGACCCAACUGUUUUUGAAUCCAAUAUUCAAGAUCCUACAAUUGCUCCACCAAAAAGAAAACACUCGGAGGAAAACACUGACAAUAGUGCAAAAAUACUAAAAUUAGAUCCAGAUGUUAUAGCAUGUGAAACUGUAAAUAUUGAAACACCUUGGUGUGAUACACAAUCCUUGGAUAAUGAAGUGAUGGAAAUAACUAGUGUAGCAAAAAGAAAUUUGGAUGAUGAAUUACCAUCCACUUCACGAGUCCGUACUCCUGUUCGAUCAAGCCCCAGAAAAAUUACUAAAAGAAGUAACAGUGCCGAGGUUUCCACUUCUAAAACUCCCAAAACACCAAAGUCACGUUCCGCGAGUGUUGAUUUAAUCAAUCACCUUAAAAUAACGAAAAAACAAACAGACUUUAAAAAAAUGGAAGUUACGACAGGAAGUCCAAGACCCAGUGUUGAGUUUGUCAAGGAAAUACCAGCUCCAGGGAUUCCAGAGACGAUUCCUGAAGAAAAUAACCCAGAUGAAAUGAAUGAUUCGCAAAACGUGCGUCUGAUUCUAACGCCGUCACCCGAAAAUGUUGAAGAUGAAAAACUUGUUAAUUAUAAUAGUGAAUUAACUUCUGUUAAGAACAGAGAUGAAAUCCUUGUUCCUGGCGAAAUUAAAAAGGCAAAAAGUGAAGGCUACGAUUGUUCAGACACUUUAUCUAAUGCUAUUAGUAAGGAAUACAAUAAAGGCAAAACAACUGACCAAGAAAGCACAGACAGCUUGAGUUCGAUAGGGCUAGAUAGUCCUGAGCAGCAUCCAGCAAAAUCAAAAUUGAUUUCAAAACUAUCUAAUGGGAAUUCCUCAACUCCAAGUGAUAAUGUUGCAAUUAAAAAUAUAUCUUGCGAUAACAUCACUCCUGAUAGUUCUAAACUUAAUGGAAACAAGGGAACACGCGGGAAAAUCGAGUCCUUCCGAGCUAGCAAUACGACGACACCAUCAACCAUAUCGCCAUUACAAAAUGGCCAUUCCAUACCCAUUAGUACACCUCAUAUACCAGUCUUCGAUAUCCAUGUGUCGCAUAAUGAAGAUUGCGAAUUUUUAUCUUUGUAUGUCGUCAGAACUGACAAUGAUAUAGGAAUGGACAUGUGCAAAGAGUAUCAACGGAUAUCGAAACGGUUCUCGAUCGACCCUUACUUAGGCGAUAUUUCAACCAGUACCUCACCGUCUAGUGUAACUAGUGGAGGAGUAAUCAACCUGCCGAAUAGAUCAUCGUUCGUUUCUACUGUUAGUUCAACAUCUGCAUCAAGCAAUCGAACCAGCGACGGUGCGUUUGUUGUUCCCCAACCACCCAGGAAGUUUGUCUCCAACCCAUCCACAUCAGUCAAAGGAUAUGAUGGUUUGAUGAAAAAACUUCAAGAAAUCUUUUCCCAUAUUAGAGACGCAAACGAUGAUAGUAAUCGCUCAAUGCAUGAUGAUAAAAUUUCCAUAGGAAUACAAACGUCAGAUCCUUUAAGCAAUGGGAGUGCCAGCCCUGAAGAAAUAGGGAAAUUGGAUAAAGCAACGCCGAAGAGCUCAUUAAAGAAAUCAAGAGUGCGAGGUCGAAGACCAAUCGUAGGGAAAGCUAAACGGGCUUUAUUGCCCACACAGCACGAAGAAGCUGAAUUUGCCGAAAUAAAUUCGCCAGAGCCACCAACCAACGGCGAUGGAAAGAUGUCGCCAAAAUCACCUAGGGACUCGAAAGACGAGAAACCACUGGCUAGUCUGGUUGGAACCCCUAAGUCUGUUACAAAACUGAAGAAGCAACGCAGACCUACCUCACCGAGACCCGCUACGCCUGUGGAAAAAGUUGUAGCAAAGCCGGAAUACCCAGGGUUUGCCCCUGACACAGUUGUCUUAGCCAAAUGGGUGGAUAAACGCUACUACUCCGGGAAGGUUCUGGAAAUAACGGAACCGAAUAAGUAUCUUAUCAAAUUUGACGACGGUCAGAGCAAAGUACUUUUGGAUGACUUCAUAAUAUUUGGUGACAUGAAGAAGUUGCCAUUGCAAGGACAGUCGGUGUAUGCGUUAGUUGAUGAAGAGCAAAAUUAUGAGCCGGGAUUGGUUCUCGAUGUUGAAGAAAACAGCAGUGGGACUGUUACAUAUAGAUGUACUACGGAUGGCGACACUAUAGUGAUAGUAACGGCAAGUGAGCUCUACCUAACGGAGGACCAAGCUAAGUCUCUGAAGGAGUCAGGUCGGCCCCGCUCUCCAUUCAGCCCUUCUACUCCGAGACGACGGCACAACCGGGAAUUGGACUUGGACAAUAUUAUACAGGGUCCUCGAAGCGCACGCAGUCGAGACAAAGCCGCUAACUCCAGUGCAAGGAAACGCAUCUCAUCACCCAAGAGCCCUAAAGCAUCUACAUCCGGCGUGAAACCAAAAAGCGCGCCGACACCCGGUCGAAAGCGUGUCGCGAGUGAGAGCAGUGAGAUGAGUGAAAGCAGCAACUCGGCGCCACCCGUGAGGUUGGAAGAAGUGGCUGGUGUUGAACCUGAAGUACAGAAAACGCCGAGAAAAAUUGAUGGAGUCAAAGCUGGGCCCUUACAACUGAAAGGUGCGGCGAAGCAAAAUAUAGGCAAGAAAAAUUCCAAGUUAACCAAGUUUGAGAACGACGAAGACACUGUGUCCAUGCUAGGGCCAAUACCCACUGCGGGGAGCACUAUUUUUGCGGGACUCCACUUCUUACUCACUUGCACUGAUCAACCUCGACCUGUAAGAGGGAAAAUCUCUGAAAAUGAAGCUGAAAGGAACCAAGAAACGCGUCACUAUUCAUCAGAGGAAGAUGGUGAGACGUCAUCUUCUAUGGUUGGUACUGACAGUGAGGACUUAGUCUUCUGUAACCGGCCUUUCAAUAAGGAGCGAUUGAGAGAGCAGUUGGAAGCCGGCGGUGGAACUGUGUAUAGUGACUUCGAAGACGUGCCCAAGAACAAAUAUUCCGUGUGCAAACUUAUCGCACCCCGGCCUUGUCUAACAAUGAAGUACAUACUUUGCCUUGCCGCGGACAUUCGCGCUGUCUCCCACGGGUGGGUGAUAAUGAGCUGCAGUUCUGGGCGUUUGUUGGACAUAGAUGCCUACGCCCUUCCGACAGGCCUUGCGCUAAAUACGAACGCUUUUAUCAAUUGGGUCCCAUCAUCUGGUAAACGGAACCCGACAUUCUUCAAGGACAAAUUGAUCCUGAUAUGUGGGGAACAGGACACAUUUGUAAAGUUCUGGGACCGCGUUUGUAGCCUCGCCGGGGCAUCUACCAGAGUUGUCAAUGAAGAAGACUUGAACAUGUCUGGAGCAUAUGCUUUGGUCACCGACUGGGAUUGCCCACAUGAGGUCCAAAACAAGGCAAAUCAAGAUAACAUCCCCCUGGUUUCCACGACGUGGGUGAAGCAGUGCCUGAUAGAAGGCAAAGUUCUGCCCCCAACCAGCCACGAUCGGUUCUCAUUCAUGUAUACUGAGCCCGAAUGA